Molecule: messenger RNA, 5010 nt
Organism: Leopardus geoffroyi (Geoffroy's cat)
Lineage: Eukaryota; Metazoa; Chordata; Mammalia; Carnivora; Felidae
Gene: PIWIL2
Product: piwi like RNA-mediated gene silencing 2
Exons: 23
Coding region: 1275-4190 (971 amino acids)
Biological process (GO): regulatory ncRNA-mediated gene silencing
Cellular component (GO): P granule
Molecular function (GO): piRNA binding; protein binding
Source: RefSeq, a predicted model, not a curated record
AGUACCCAGAAGGAUAGGUAGUUGGGACUUUACCAAGGUUACAAAACAGUUUUUAUUAUUGUUUUUGAGUGCACUUGCUACUAAAUGUUUGCAUGGGCAACAAAAUUCUGCCUACUAUAUAUGUUAUUAGAACAUAACAUUUUAACAUUGCAAGGCAGGAAGGUAGUAGGGUAGAAGAACUUACAACGUUACAACGUUAAACAAAUAAUAUCUACAAACAGUAAAGGGGUAUCUUGCAGAUAGAUCCCUGCUUUGUAAAUCCUCCUGCUCCAAUAAUUUUCAAACUCUAUUCUGAUUUGAGAAAAAGAGGAGAUUCCUUGAAUGUGUGGAUUAAAACAAGGUAUGAAAUAUCUGAGGUUUGGAAAAGCCUUCUCUAGUGCUAUUUCAUGCAGAGUAUUUGCAUGUCUCAGCAGCAUCAGCCAAGGUUUCUUGAAGCUUAAACCCAUCCACCUUGGAAAAGCUGGAUUUAGGUAAGGGUGUAGUUAUUUGCCAAAAUAUUUGGAGUGGGGGAGAAAUCUUUAUUUUUUUGGGUGAAAAUAUUCUAUAAUUGCAAAAUUAACCACCAAUACUUUUAUAUACUUUGGAGAAAGCUUUUCUUGGCUAACAGAUUCAAACAUCCAUAAAUAAUAAUAGUAAGCAACAUUUAUUGCAGGCAAUCUUGUGGUAAGUAAUUUAUAUACAUCAUCCCAUUAAUGAUGUAUUUCCAUACAACCCUGUGAACGGAUGUUUUUAUUCCUAUCUUAUAUAUAAAGAAAGCGAGGCACAGAGAUCACAUAAUCAGGUGACCUUGAGUUUGAAUGUAAACUCAAGUUUACCCUUUAUUCACCACCUGUAUUCCUAUAUCCUCUGAGAAGGAUGGGGCAAGUCACUUACAUUAUGGACAAAUUUUUUAACGGGAGUUGCCCACAGAACGGAGUCUAGAGCUUAGAAAAAACACACUUAAUUAGGUUUACCCCUAACUUCCGGACACCUAUUUCUAGCACUUCCUUGGUGAUGAACCUUCUGUAGAACGAAGCUGCUAGAAAGGGAGAGGUUCUUUUCUGAGACGAGCCAAUGAGAUGGCUGCAUCAUGUGAGUGGCACGUCGUUUAGCCAAUGGGUUCAGCCCUUGAGGCCUCGCGAGAAGACCAGAAAUUGGUCUGGAGCAUGUGGGCCUUUCGGCGUGUCGGGGGUGUUGAGCACCGGUUCUCCUGAAGGCCAGCAGAGCGGGGCGACGGCUGGAGAUUGGUAAUUUAUCAGAAUAGGAUCGACACCAGUGUCCUCUGCAGCCGUUCAAUGGAUCCUGUCCAACCACCCUUCAGGGGCUCUUCUGUGAACCCAUCUCAGUGUGUACGGAUGCCUGGCUCUUGGCCACAAGCUCCUAAACCUUUGGACUCAGCGCUGGGCAGGGCAGGAUCUACAGGCAGAGGCCAUGUAUUUGGGAAGCCAGGGAAACCAAGCCCACGGAGUGGGCCAGCACAAAGGGAAUGUGUGGAUUUGGUCUCCAUGUUCCGAGGACUGGGCCUUGAAACAGUGUCUCGGACCCCUCCGAAACGGGAAAUGCCUCCAUUAGGUAGAGGCAUUUUAGGUCGAGGCUUGUCUACCAGUAUGGUACGCAAGGACAAAGAAGAACCCCAUCCCACUUUUCUGGAUCCUUCAGUGCUGGCAGCUGGGGAUAACAAGAUGGCAGAGGCCUGUGUUGGUUGGAAUAGAAUGCUUGGAAGAGGGAAUUCGGAUAUGUCUUUAUUCCCUUUGGGAAGAGCAGCUGGUGGUAUAGGCAGAGGAGUAUACAAGGCUCCUGCUACUCUCAGCUUGACUUCUCGGGAUCCUGCCCAGCUGUCAUCACCACCACCUCUGCCCCCAUCCUCACCACACUCUCUGGAUCACCCUCUACUUGGGACUGUAGAACACAAGGGAAAAGAGCUUUUUAUGAAGCAAGGAUCAAAAGGUACACCUCAAUCUUUGGGAUUGAAUCUUAUCAAAAUACAGUGUCAUAAUGAAGCAGUCUAUCAAUAUCAUGUGACUUUCAGCCCCAAUGUGGAGUGCAAAAGCAUGAGGUUUGGCAUGCUGAAGGACCAUCAAGCUGUCACCGGCAACGUUACUGCUUUUGAUGGAUCCAUUCUCUAUCUGCCUAUUAAACUUCAGAAACAAGUCCUUGAGUUAAAAAGUCAAAGGAAAACUGAUGAUGCAGAGAUCAGCAUUAAGAUUCAAUUGACAAAGAUCCUGGAGCCCUGUUCUGACUUGUGCAUUCCCUUCUACAAUGUUGUUUUCCGUCGAGUAAUGAAACUUCUAGAUAUGAAGCUUGUAGGGAGAAACUUUUAUGACCCUACAAGUGCUAUGGUUCUACAGCAGCACAGGUUGCAGAUCUGGCCAGGCUAUGCAGCUAGUAUCCGAAGAACAGAUGGAGGUCUUUUUCUGCUAGCUGAUGUCUCCCAUAAGGUCAUUCGGAAUGAUUCAGUGCUGGAUGUCAUGCAUGCCAUGUAUCAGCAGAACAAAGAAAACUUCCAGGAUGAGUGCACUAAGCUUCUGGUUGGCAAUAUUGUUAUAACCCGAUACAACAAUCGUACCUAUCGCAUUGAUGAUGUGGAUUGGAAUAAGACACCAAAAGAUAGCUUCACAAUGUCUGAUGGGAAGGAGAUCACAUUCUUGGAAUACUACAGCAAAAACUAUGGGAUCACAAUUAAGGAAGAGGACCAGCCACUGCUGAUCCACAGGCCCAGUGAGAGACAGAAUAACCAAGGGAUGCUGCUGAAAGGCGAAAUCCUGCUGCUGCCUGAACUUUCAUUCAUGACUGGAAUCCCUGAGAAGAUGAAGAAGGACUUCAAAGCCAUGAAGGAUUUAACCCAGCAGAUCAACCUGAGCCCCAAACAACACCAUAAUGCUUUGGAAUGCUUGCUGCAGAGAAUUUCGAAGAAUGAGACAGCUAGCAAUGAAUUGGCGCGCUGGGGACUCUGUCUCCAGAAGGAUGUACAUAAGAUUGAAGGACGUGUUCUGCCAAUGGAAAGAAUUAACUUAAGAAAUACUUCAUUUAUCACAUCUCAGGAGCUAAACUGGAUUAAGGAAGUAACCAGAGACCUUUCCAUCUUGACUGUCCCCAUGCAUUUCUGGGCACUGUUUUACCCAAAGAGAGCAAUGGAUCAGGCCCGAGAACUGGUUAAUAUGUUGGAAAAGAUAGCUGGCCCCAUUGGUAUGCGCCUGAGCCCACCAGCCUGGGUUGAACUAAAGGAUGAUCGAAUUGAGACCUAUGUCAGAACCAUUCAAUCCAUGCUAGGAGUUGAGAGGAAGAUACAGAUGGUUGUUUGCAUCAUCAUGGGAACACGUGACGAUCUCUAUGGGGCUAUUAAAAAGCUGUGCUGUGUGCAGGCUCCUGUGCCCUCACAGGUCAUCAAUGUUCGAACCAUUGGUCAGCCAACCAGGCUUCGGAGUGUGGCCCAGAAAAUUUUACUUCAGAUUAAUUGUAAAUUGGGUGGUGAGCUCUGGGGAGUGGAUAUUCCUCUGAAACAAUUAAUGGUGAUUGGGAUGGAUGUUUACCAUGACCCCAACCGAGGCAUGCGCUCCGUGGUUGGCUUUGUUGCAAGCAUCAAUCUCACACUCACAAAAUGGUAUUCUCGAGUGGUGUUCCAGAUGCCUCAUCAGGAGAUUGUGGAUAGCCUGAAGCUAUGCCUGGUGGGCUCCUUAAAAAAGUUUUAUGAGGUGAACCACUGUCUCCCAGAGAAGAUUGUGGUAUACCGUGACGGAGUGUCUGAUGGCCAACUAAAGACAGUUGCCAACUAUGAGAUUCCUCAGCUACAGAAGUGUUUUGAAGCUUUUGAGAAUUAUCAGCCCAAGAUGGUAGUAUUUGUAGUUCAGAAGAAAAUCAGUACCAAUUUGUACCUGGCUGCUACCGAGCACUUUGUGACUCCCUCCCCUGGGACUGUGGUAGAUCAUACCAUAACAAGCUGUGAGUGGGUGGACUUCUACCUUCUUGCCCAUCACGUACGGCAGGGUUGUGGCAUUCCUACCCAUUAUGUCUGUGUUCUCAACACUGCAAACCUGAGUCCUGAUCACAUGCAGAGGUUGACUUUCAAGCUGUGCCACAUGUACUGGAACUGGCCUGGCACCAUCAGAGUCCCAGCUCCCUGCAAGUAUGCCCACAAGCUAGCUUUUCUGUCAGGACAGAUCUUGCAUCAUGAACCAGCCAUCCAGCUGUGCGAAAACCUGUUCUUCCUGUAACUGGGCAGCCAGGAUAUGGGUGCUUAGGGAGAUUAGACUUCUGAACUCAGCUGCAACUCAGGCAGGAUCAAGAGGGACCCAAGGGGUUUUUGUGUUGGUGGUGGGUUGUUGUGUGUGUGUGUGUGUUUUUUACCAACCUGGUAGAAUAAGAUUUCUUUUUUCUUUUUUUUCUCUUUUAUACCUGAUAUCACCAAGAAGUAAGUUCCAUUUCUAAAUAUCAGCUGGAAAUUUCCUUGUUGCCUUUGUAGAGCAAGUGGUGGCAGUACAGGUCCUGUAUAUAUGGAGGGGGUGAAUACAAGGGAACCUCUAAAAGCCCCCAUAGCCAACAUGAGCUGUGGAAACCUGCAGAAACAGCAGUUACACCUUGUAAGUUAUGCUUACUAAACACUUCCUAUUUCUGUGCCAGAGGUGAUAAUGAAUGAAGUCAUUCCAAGUUUCUUGAAGUAGAGAGUUACUUUAUUUGGGCAACUGAGAAAGGUAGUAAAAACACCUGUGAGGCAAAGUUUUUCUAGAUAUUGUGAUUGCUGGUAAGUGUGAAAGGCACAUAGUAAAACCAGCUGGUGGCGUAGUCAAGUCCUACUGACCUAAUCUUGUCUGGGAAUUGAGUUUAUGACACCUGUGCCUUGAGUUGGCUUUGAAGCUUUGAAAGGGGCAUUUAGCCAUUCCUUGGCCUCCUGAGAAAGGCCAGAUGAAGUUUUUUUCUUUAUAUUUUAGUUGCUUUACAGUGUACCAUGUUGAUUUCUUCCUACACCACCUCCCCCGCCCACCGCACCCCCCCCACACACACACAUUGGCUCUUUGUUAUUGAUCUUUAAUAAAG